AUGUCACAUUUGACGAGUCGGUUCCUUACUACCGUCUCUUCCCCUACUGCACUGCCCCCCUCCCCCCCCCGCCGCUCUUCCUCGCGCCAGGUAGACGCAGUCGAGCCUGUCGAGGUAGCUGUUGACUCUGGUGCUGCUAGGGGUGCUGAGCCUGUGGGUGCCAGGUCUGGGGGUGCUGAGUCUGGGGGUGCGGAGCCUGGGGGUGCUGAGCCUGAGCGUGCGGAGCCUGGGGGUGCUGAGCCUGGGGGUGCUGAGCCUGGGGUUGCUGAGUCUGAGGGUGCAGAGCCUGAGGGUACUGAGCCUGCGCGUGUGGAGCCUAGGGGUGCUGAGCCUAGAGGUCCUUUGUCCUCUGGAGGUCCUUCAGGUGCCUUGUCCCGGCGGGAGACACUCUCUCCACAGCAGCUCUGCGAGUGGUUUGCUCGCCGUUGGAGCCGUGGUGCUAGAGCUGGUGGUGCUACUGGCGCUGGAGGUCCUGCUGCUGCUGGAGCUGCUGGGGGUUCUGGAGCCAGUGGUUACGAAUGUGCUCGUACUGGAGCUGGCGGAGCUGCUGGAGCUGGAGCUGUUGGAGGUGCUGGAGGUGUUGGAGCUGGCAGUGCUGCUGGUGCUGGUGCUCCUGGGGGUGCUGGAGUUGGCGCUGCUGGAGCUGCUGGCGGUGCUGCUGGAGCUGGUGGUGCUGUAGGAGUUGGAGCUGACGCUAGGGGUGCUGGUGCUGUCUCUGCUGAUUCUAAAGGCGUUGCGCGGCCGCGGCCGUACUUCGUUUCGCUCCUUCAGCAGGUUCUUGGUCUCCAGCCUUCUACUGGUCCUGCUCCUUCCUUAGAGUGUCCACUGCCUGUCCAGUCGCAGUCGCUGUUACAGCCCGCCUCCCCACUGCCUGCUCCUUUUCCUUACACUGGUCCGACCGGAGGUCUUAAGGAGCGUCGUGAGCCUGAGUCUCGUCCUGCGUCGCCUGUUCGUGCUGCUCGCACUAGUUGUCGUAUUCUGCGUCAACGUCCUCCUCCUGUCCCCGACACGCACCAGAUGGCAAUGCGUCCUUCCACUGCUCCGCAGCGUGUCCCUCUUCUGUCUCCUCCUGCGUCCUCCCUUGCAAUCGGUCCGGACCCAGAGUCUGACUCCCUUCAUGCUGCUAGUCCUACUGUCACGCGUCUCCUGGCCACUGUUGUCACUGACCCUUCUUUUGAGUCUACUGCUGCGUCGGCUUUUUAUGCUGAGCUUGUCGACUUUGCUGCUCACUGUCGUCUAGACUACGCCGCUAGUCUUGUUGCUGAGUCUGAGUCUGUCUGUCCUCCGUCCGUCGGGGGUGAGUGUGCUCUUAGCACGAACGUCCUUGAGGACAGGCAGGAGGAGUGCCAGUUUUUUGCUGCUGCUUUACCUCAUCUCGUGUCCAUGCUGCUUGCCCCUGAGGGAGACCCGGAUGCACCAGACAUCCCGACCCCGCGCUCUUACGCAGAGGAGAUAGAGGGUCCCUACUCCUCUCAGUGGCAGACAGCCAUGGACGCAGACAUGGCUUCCUGGAAGUCCACAGGCACUUACGUUGACGAGGUUCCCCCACUUGGGGCGAACAUUGUCGAUGGCAUGUCAAUUUUCAGGGUGAAGCGGCCGCCGGGUUCUCCGCCUGUCUUCAAGGCGCGUUAUGUUGCUCGAGGCUUCAGUCAGCGACAGGGAGUUGACUACUUUCAGACCUUCUCCCCCAGCCCGAAGAUGACCACUCUUCGGGUUCUGCUGCACGUCGCUGCUCAUCGUGACUACGAGCUUCACUCUCUUGACUUCGGCACAGCCUUCCUACAGGGCAGCCUGCACGAGGAGAUCUGGCUGCGCCGCCCACCUGGCUUCACUGGUUCAUUUCCUCCUGGUACCCAGUGGAGCCUCCGGCGGCCAGUCUACGGUCUCCGCCAGGCGCCCCGUGAGUGGCAUGACACACUGAGGACUACGCUUGCGGCUCUUGGGUGUGCUCCUUCCACUGCUGACCCGUCGAUGUUUCUACGCACCGACACUACUCUACCGCCGUUCUACAUCCUCGUGUACGUCGACGACUUGGUCUUUGCCACUGCUGACACUACUGGACUCGCCCACGUGAAGUCGGAGCUGCAGAAGAGACACACGUGCACAGACUUGGGUGAGCUGCGCAGCUAUCUUGGCUUGCAGAUCACCCGGGACAGAGCACGGCGCACCAUUACCUUGACGCAGUCACACAUGGUGCAGCAGGUCCUUCAGCGCUUCAACUUUACGUACUCCUCGCCUCAGGCCACUCCUCUGUCUACUCGCCACUCGCUCUCAGCUCUGCCUUCGGAUGAGUCCGUAGAGCCGAGUGGCCCGUAUCCAGAGCUUGUGGGCUGCCUCAUGUACCUGAUGACCUGCACUUGA
Molecule: messenger RNA, 2361 nt
Organism: Closterium sp. Naga37s-1
Lineage: Eukaryota; Viridiplantae; Streptophyta; Zygnematophyceae; Desmidiales; Closteriaceae
Source: the annotation of a GenBank genome assembly